CCGUCGGGAUGGAGGUGAGAAGACGGCCGUGACGCGCGCCAGCGCGGUCCCCUGCACACCCAACAGCCCACAGCGCUCCCUGCCCCCCUCCUCCGCGGCGGCUGGCCCUGCCGUCCAGUGACAGCGGCCUGGGGGGGCAGGGGGGGCGGGGGCGGCCGGACCAGCGAUGCCGGCGGGCAUGACAAAGCAUGGCUCCCGCUCCACCAGCUCGCUGCCGCCCGAGCCCAUGGAGAUCGUGCGCAGCAAGGCGUGCUCGCGGCGAGUCCGCCUUAAUGUUGGGGGCCUGGCGCACGAGGUGCUGUGGCGCACGCUGGACCGCCUGCCCCGCACGCGGCUGGGCAAGCUCCGCGACUGCAAUACGCAUGACUCGCUGCUUGAGGUGUGCGACGACUACAGCCUCGAGGACAAUGAGUACUUCUUCGACCGCCACCCGGGCGCCUUCACCUCCAUCCUCAACUUCUACCGUACUGGGCGGCUGCACAUGAUGGAGGAGAUGUGUGCACUCAGCUUCAGCCAAGAACUUGACUACUGGGGCAUCGAUGAAAUCUACCUGGAGUCCUGCUGCCAGGCCCGCUACCACCAGAAGAAGGAGCAGAUGAACGAGGAGCUCAAGCGUGAGGCCGAGACCCUACGCGAGCGGGAGGGCGAGGAGUUCGAUAACACGUGCUGCGCGGAGAAGAGGAAAAAGCUCUGGGACCUACUGGAGAAGCCCAAUUCCUCUGUGGCUGCCAAGAUCCUUGCCAUAAUUUCCAUAAUGUUCAUCGUCCUCUCUACCAUCGCCCUGUCACUCAACACGCUGCCUGAACUACAGAGCCUUGAUGAGUUUGGCCAGAGCACAGACAACCCCCAGCUGGCCCACGUGGAGGCUGUAUGCAUUGCAUGGUUCACCAUGGAAUACCUGCUGCGGUUCCUCUCCUCACCCAAGAAGUGGAAGUUCUUCAAGGGCCCACUCAACGCCAUUGACUUGUUGGCUAUCCUGCCAUACUAUGUUACCAUCUUCCUCACCGAAUCCAACAAGAGUGUGCUGCAGUUCCAGAAUGUUCGCCGUGUGGUCCAGAUCUUCCGCAUAAUGCGUAUUCUCCGCAUCCUUAAGCUCGCACGCCACUCCACUGGCCUUCAGUCUUUGGGCUUCACCCUGCGGCGGAGCUACAAUGAGCUGGGCUUGCUCAUUCUCUUUCUUGCCAUGGGCAUCAUGAUCUUCUCUAGCCUUGUCUUCUUUGCAGAGAAGGAUGAGGAGGACACCAAGUUCAAAAGCAUCCCAGCCUCUUUCUGGUGGGCUACUAUUACCAUGACUACUGUUGGGUAUGGAGACAUCUACCCCAAAACUCUCCUGGGGAAAAUUGUGGGGGGGCUCUGCUGCAUCGCAGGGGUCCUGGUGAUUGCUCUUCCCAUCCCCAUCAUUGUCAACAACUUCUCUGAGUUCUAUAAGGAGCAGAAGAGGCAGGAGAAAGCAAUCAAGCGGAGAGAGGCUCUGGAGAGAGCCAAGAGGAAUGGCAGCAUUGUGUCCAUGAACAUGAAAGAUGCUUUUGCCCGAAGCAUUGAGAUGAUGGACAUUGUGGUGGAGAAAAAUGGAGAGAAUAUGGGUAAGAAAGACAAAAUACAAGAUAACCACUUGUCACCCAACAAAUGGAAAUGGACAAAGAGGACACUGUCCGAAACCAGCUCAAGCAAGUCCUUUGAAACCAAGGAGCAGGGAUCCCCUGAAAAGGCCAGAUCAUCUUCUAGUCCUCAGCACCUGAAUGUCCAGCAGUUGGAAGACAUGUACAAUAAGAUGGCAAAGACCCAAUCUCAGCCCAUUCUCAAUACCAAGGAAUCGGCAACACAAAGCAAACCAAAGGAAGAACUUGAAAUGGAGAGUAUCCCCAGCCCCAUAGCCCCUCUGCCCACUCACACAGAAGGGGUCAUAGACAUGAGAAGCAUGUCGAGCAUUGAUAGCUUCAUUAGCUGUGCCACAGACUUCCCUGAGACCACCAGAUUCUCCCACAGCCCUUUGGCAUCACUCCCUAGCAAGACUGGGGGCAGCAUGGCCCCAGAGAUGGGCUGGCGAGGAGCUCUGGGCACCAGUGGCUGUAGGUUUGUGGAAGCCAACCCUACCCCUGUUGCCAGUCAUCACUCUACUUUCCUCAUUGAGAGUCCCAAGAGUUCCAUGAAGACCAACAACCCCUUGAAGCUCCGAGCACUUAAAGUCAACUUCAUGGAGGGUGAACCCAGUCCAUUAGUCCCCAUUCUGGGGAUGUACCAUGACCCUCUCAGGAACCGGGGGGCUGCUGCAGCUGCUGUCGCUGGACUGGAGUGUGCCACACUCUUGGACAGGUCUGUGCUGAGUCCAGAGUCCUCCAUCUACACCACAGCAAGUGCUAGGACACCCCCCCGGUCACCUGAGAAACACACAGCAAUAGCAUUCAACUUCGAAGCAGGUAUCCACCAGUACAUUGAUGCAGACACAGAUGAUGAGGGGCAGGUGCUGUACAGUGUGGACUCCAGCCCUCCCAAGAGCCUCCCUGGGAGCACCAGUCCCAAGUUCAGUGUCGGAACAAGAGCAGAGAAGAACCACUUUGAAAGUUCCCCCUUACCCACCUCUCCCAAGUUCUUAAGGCAUAACUGUAUUUACUCUACAGAAGCAUUGACUGGAAAAGCCCCCAGUGGUCAGGAAAAGUGCAAACUCGAGAACCAUAUCUCCCCCGAUGUCCGGGUGUUGCCAGGGGGAGGAGCCCAUGGAAGCACACGGGAUCAGAGCAUCUGAACUACCCCAUGUGGAGGAGAGACUCUGGUGAGGUCCAAAGAGGAGUGCUGCUCAGCUCACCUGCCACAGAGCUUUUCUGCAUGAACUCUAAAGCAGAAAGGCUCUGCAAAGCCCCUAGAAAGAAGAGAGACUCCAGAGAAAGCUCCCUAUGACCUUGAGAGCCAUGGCAGGGCCAUUGGAAUGAAAUUGGCGAAGCCAUAGGACAUGGCGCCUCCUUGUAACAACUCCACUGCCCUCUUUGGGAGAUGACAUGAGCAGAACUCACAGCCACCACUACCACAUUCUAAACAUAGCCAAGGCCACCUGUUCCCCAUUCUUCUCUCAUGACUCUCCAUCACACACCUCUGAUCCCUCCUGGCUUCGGCCGGAGAAGGAUGCUGGAACACGUGGCUGGUAUUGAAAAAGUGAGUUGACCAAUUUGGUUUGGGUGUUGCCUGGCCACCUCUAGAAACUCCUGUCUAUCACCUUCUGGAUGGAUCCCACUGUUAGAAGGCGUCCAGGGAAUGCUUGUGUCUUGGAGAAAUCUCUGCGCUAUAAGCCACAAACCCGGCGCAAAAUCCUACUCAAAAGUCUCCAUUAACUUCAGUAUUUCGUAGUACCUGAGAUGUUAUUUUGAGAUACUAUCAGGGUGAGUUGUACCACUUGUACUCAAUUCUAAUUGCCCCCUGGCGAUCUGGGAAGGGUUCUGAAGGCGGGCACUCAGCCAACAGUGUGAACUCUGAACGUUGCUUUAGGGUUGUAGAGGGAAAACGUUUUCUGUGCAUCACUAGUGUAGGCUCAAAAGAUAUGCAAGUGUCAAACAUGCAAAAGAAAUAGCGUAUUCAAAGAGACUAUGCUACUGAAGAACAGAAUAAAAUCAGAUUUUUUUUUACCUGCAAAAACGAAAGGAGAAAAAAUCCCCAAUUGAAACGCCCUGUUCAGACUUUUGAAUACUUCCUGCUGUGGCAGGGAAAGCAUCUACUAUAAUAGAAAUUCUUUUUUUGUUUCCUGUGGUAUUCAAGUUUUUUAAAAAGUUAAAAUAAAAAGCACUUUAUGUUUUUCAAAAAUAGGUUCUACCAGGGACAGUGUCACCAUCUUGCACUUUAAAAGAAGCACUAUUUCCCAUGGGCCACUUUUUGGGACUGUAGUCAGGUUGUUGCUACGUGCCUGUGUCUGGCCACAGUGGGUGAUAUUGUGCUGGUAUUGCUGUCUGCCAUGUCAAAGUCUGUGGGCGCCUUCCCUGUCCCUCUGAAGCUUCCCUUAAGCCCCCUGGCAAGGAAGGGUGCCUGGCCCUUGAGUGUGGCCUCUCAUAAAGUCAAGUGUACAGGAAACAGGCGCAUCUCAGAAGAAGACAGUAGAUGGUUGGGCAUUGGGUGUUUUACUCUGUUCUCUUGUCAACCAACUGUUGGUGUGUUCUCAGUGUCACAGUCUGUGUUAAAAGCUCAGCUCUCCUUUCUGUAGCCAUCAAUGCAGCCCAUGCAGACAAAAAGCAAUAAGUAUUUGUGUGCAUCGUGAGCGGUUCUAGUACACUACUUGGUGUUGGUGUUCCUGUCCCAAUUUGGUGCACCGGCAUUGGUCUGCUUGAUUUCAGCCUGACAGCAUGGUGUUGCUGGCUGUCCCUCGGUUCGGUAACAUUGGGUUGAGCCGCUGGUUAGCAUGAUGCCAUGCUGUUGGCCCAUCUGUCAGUAAAGAUGACAUGUUAUUGAUCUGCCUGUUUUUAGUGCAAUGGACUAAUACAAUUUUGAUGGAUGAUGUCCCAAAUACAAUAGUGUAUAUCUGUCAGUCAUCAAUUGUGACAGGCACACGUCUUCCUGGUGGAACAAAACAUGGUGUUGUUCAGCUGUCCUUCGUACAAUGUGAUUGAUCUGCCUGUUACUACAAUGGCAUGAUCCACCUGUCAGUACACAGAUAUCACAGAGUCGUUCUGCCUGCCCUCCACACAAUGGCAUGAGGUCGGGCCACCUGUCCCAGGUAUGAUGACAUGGGGUCAUUCCACCCCCCUCAGAAAUGUGUGUUCUUUGCUGAAUAUGCACCUGAUUCACAUUGCUUCUCGGCCUCUCCAAGGACUGUGGAUCCCUCCAAGUGGGGACGGUCCUGUCCUUUGCUGCAUUAACAAAGAAAAUGUGUGCCGGAGUAUCUUGACUCCGCCCAAGUAUCUUCAGAGUACUCUGGAAGCAAAUGCAAAGGGACUUAAGAAUGAGGUCAUCCUGUGCUAGUGACACACCAGAGAGAGGAAGCAGCAGUGCUCCCCGGGGGCUCUGCAGCGUGGGCCGGGGCCCACGAGGAAUGGCCGCGGAAAGUCCUCCCUGGACCAUCUCAUGUGUCUCUUUGUUUUCAUCACCAUUUACGUCCGCCAUCAGCACAAAUGUGAAAAUUCAGGGAAAACAAACAAAUGCUUUUUGAUAAAAGUAAAUAGUUGUGAUUUCUGAUUCAGAUAUUUUUAGAGCUGAUGCUAUCUGUAAAAAUUAAUAAUAAUGAUAUAGUCUAUUUUACAUAUCAGGAAAGCGAACAUGUUUAAAUAUAGCCAUAUAUAGUGAGAAGGAACUUACCACCCCUUCUUCAAAUCAAAGCAUUUCAUCUGUUGGUUGAAGCAGACAAGAAGUGUACAGAUUGGAAAUUCUUUCUUUUCUUUUCUUUUCUUUUUUAAACUAAUAACCAAUUGGUGCAACUCUCCUUGUAACCAAAGGCCCUUUCUGCCUUGUGUGGUCACGCAGGACCUGGCCCUUCCUUCCUCGUGUGUUUUGUCUGACCUAAAAGUAGCAUUUUAUCGAGUCACUUUUGAAGGACGAAUUCAGAAGUAUCAUGAAGAACCUACCUUUUCAGGCUGAAUAGCCGGAUCCUAUAGAGUUCUUAUAGAAACAGAAUAAUUGAAACUCAGCAUAUACUAUGCUUAGAAAGUAUUGUGUUCUAUUUUGGUUUUUUCUUUUUCCUGUAUAUGUAUCAUGGGAAUAUAGCUUUUACCCUGUGCCCGAUGCAAAAUAGAGUGCUGUGAGUUUACCCAGGCCCCCACCUGCCAAAAAGGAACAUACUGAGAUUUUUCAUACGUGUACAUUCUACCUGUACCUGUGUACAUGCACUAGGAAAUCUACCCACGAGUCUCCACUGAGAAGCUAACCUUGACCAAUGGGUGUUGAUGGAGGAGAGGAAAGCGAUGGUUUCGAAGCAGAUACCACUUUACCUUGGUGGUCCAUGUCCCACCCAUUCCUGAACCAAUGAAAGCGUGGGAAAAAACAAGUCAACCCAAAGAAACGAAACUAGGGGCUGGAGGAGGACGGAUGCCUGGUCCCUUUGGCAAACUCAGUGAGACUCAUCCAGAACCCAGCUGAACUUGACUUCCAACUUCCACCAUUAUCAGAAAGGGCUAGGGACCAGGUCGCUUUGCAUCCCAGUCACACAGGGGGAGAGUCUGUGACCAGCGGAGAGAGGUGGGCACGCUCUGGAGGAGUCCGUUUCUUCACCUUUUUCUCUUUGGUAAAGAAGAACAACAGGGCUUCGGUGCAGUAGAUUUCUCGGUGCCUUCUUUAGGAAUUUUAUCUUAAGCACACUUAGUGGGGGGAGGGGGGGGAGAACAUUUGUUCCUGCGAAGCCCCUUCUCUAAAAACACUGGGGGUCAAGAACGAGGAGUGAGAUGGGGAACAGCAAAUCCUGAGUCCAUUUCCUUUCCACCCGCCUGGCUUGUCCCUGAGAAUCGCUGGCAAUACAAACCUCUGCAAACUGAUUCCAGACCUCUCGUCCACCGUGUCUUAGCAACCGUAGCCUCGCCUCUGCCCUUCCUCCUAAUAAGAUCCACCUUUCUAAGGAGAAAAAAAACACACACAGCAGUAUUCUCUUCUGUAGAGCUGUAAUGUAUUGUUGAUGUUUGUAACUAUUGUAUAUCUCUGUCUUGCUCCAAGUCACGGCUGGAGUGUCUAAUCCACGGGCAAGGGGGAAUUUAAAAUUCACCAGAGAAGGGUCACUAAAGCCAGGUGUCUAGCCCUCUCCUUUCCUUAUUUCUCUGCCAGCUGGUCCCAGGCUUCAGUCUCCAAAGGAACUUUGAAUCAAACGGGAGUGCGUUGAAACACCUCUAAGAUUCUUUUGGAAAAGGACUUUUUCUGUGGCUAGGAAGCUGGCAGGAGAAAGAAGGGGGCUCACCUGUGUCCCCCAGCAGGACAGUGGAGAGCCUCCGGCCCUGAGCUGAACUUUUCUUGCCUCUCACUGCUUAUGUGACAGCAUCCAAAUGCUUUCAAUCAGCCAGAGUCACCCGAAGCAGCCCUGACUACACCCAGAAGUAAGAGUUACCUGUGCAUUUUCUGAUGCCAUUUUUCUGGCUCUAGAAGACUCUGAUGUGUGACUACAUCAUAGGUUGUUCAUGCAUCUCAGAGUAGUCUAUUUUUCUGUCCAGAUACAUAUAUGUAUUUUCAGCAAAUUUACAAUAGGGCCGUUGAGUCUCAUUUCUUUUGUGAUACAGAAUAACAUUUCAGGAGGUUUGUUGCUGGUCAGUAUCAUAGCUGAUAUUUUCCGGUGGUUCUCAUUUACUCCCACUGUCCCUUGGGCUGCUUUUUUUUUUUUUUCUUCCUUUUGAUUCUGAAUUUCUGGGGAGUGGGAAAAGACUUUAGGGUCUGCCUUCCUCAUGCAGGCAUUUCCUGACACUAGACCUGGAGUCUGUUGACACUGUUACUUUCUUCACUCUGUCUGUGUUUCUCUUAGUCGCUGUUCUUAAGAAUCCAGGGCACAGGUGCAGGCUUGAGAGCAGAGGAUGGAAUGUGGGCUGGUUUCACUUAUUCCCACACACCUGUGGAGAGCUGAGGGGGCUGACUUUUCUCAUCCCCAAAGAUUCUGGAACCAAAAAUCUCGUGCAGUCAAACAUCCCACUGGCAACUCUGAGAUCCAGGACAUACCCAAGCUCCUCCUGGCUGGCCUGUGGCCACGUCCAGUGCUCUGCUCCCUAUAACACCAAUUGGAUCUGAAAGACGGAGCGUUUUCUGGUUCCUGAGAACCUUGGAGAACAUGCUGGGCUUCAGAUCUCAUCAACGUUUUAUCAGUUCUUCUUGUCACUCCCUUGCCAGCAACCUCACCAAGAAACAGUGGCCGGCCAGGCCUGCAGCCAAGCCCUAAGGAGACAUGUACCCAGAAUCUGCCAUCUCAUCUCCCCUUCCCUUGGCAGCUGCUGGCUUCACAGAGCCAGGGAUUCGUGGCAAAGGCAGCUUCCACUACUCUGGGCCUCAGGGAGUUUCUGUCCUGUCCUGAUCAUCAAUUCCACCAGGUGGUUUCCAGCUCACAAAGCAGGAUCUUCAGCAGAAAGUGGUUUUUCCAUCCAUCAGCUCAUGCAGGAAGAUGAAGAAAGCUCAGAUCAUCUCCAACUUGCAUUCAUUUAGGUUUUCAUAUCCCACCUCCCUCACUGCCAGCUUUAGGGCUCCCACCUCUGCCCAAAUCAGAGAUCUGAGCCACGUCAGGACCCCCCGACAGCAGUGAACCACCUCCCUUGGAACAACCCCAAGAGGAAACCAAUCCGAGUAUGAAUCUAUUAUUCGGGACUAAGACCCUAAUCAAAGUUUUCCCACCCCACAAAUUCCUGGUAAUCUGGUUUGUACCAGAGCCAAACAGAACAGGCAAGAUUUGUUAAAACUUCUGCACAAGAACAAAAAUAAAAGGUGUUUUUUUUCCCCCCAGUAAUUUGCUAGGUUUGAUGCCCAGAGAAGCAAACAACCUCGCCUGUGGCUGUUUUGAACUAGAAAGAGGUUGUAUAGUUUGGUUAUCCUUGCACUGUCCCUGAUAUCGUCUUAGCCUGGAAUUUCUUGGGAACUCCCCACAAUUCCAACUUGAAGAAAUGGAUUUGGGAGGGGCUCUGUUGAUGGAGCAGCCCCUCACCUUCACCUCUAACUCUAACUCUUCGGUCCUCCCCACAAAGAUUCUGAAAAGACCUAAAGGCUGGCCAGGAUGGGGUGGAGUGGGGCAGUCCACCCUGAGAAGAAAUCACCUACCUGCAGGAUGGCUGCAGGUGGGUCUCUGAACACUCCUCUGGCAUGAGAGGGACAGGGAGAUCAAUUUCAGCUCAAAUUAAGAAAAGCACUUCUAGUAGGUGGGGCUGCCUAACCAUGGCUCUCGAUGCCAUGCUGGGUAAUGAUCUCCGUGAGGCCACACGUGUUUAAAGAGAGGCUGGAUAAUGCACAAAACGAAUAUUGCAGAGGGACCCUACCAUUGCAUAGCAACUGAACUGAACAACCAGGGAAAUUCUCUUUCCCCCUCUUUCUGUUUCCUGGUGUGUGUGUGUGUGUGUGUGUG
Molecule: messenger RNA, 8983 nt
Organism: Molossus molossus (Pallas's mastiff bat)
Lineage: Eukaryota; Metazoa; Chordata; Mammalia; Chiroptera; Molossidae
Gene: KCNB1
Product: potassium voltage-gated channel subfamily B member 1
Exons: 2
Coding region: 167-2743 (858 amino acids)
Biological process (GO): protein homooligomerization; potassium ion transmembrane transport
Cellular component (GO): membrane; voltage-gated potassium channel complex
Molecular function (GO): delayed rectifier potassium channel activity; protein binding
Source: RefSeq, a predicted model, not a curated record